Messenger RNA from Diversispora eburnea, 195 nucleotides. The record is from the annotation of a GenBank genome assembly. NCBI's taxonomy places the organism in Eukaryota, Fungi, Glomeromycota, Glomeromycetes, Diversisporales, Diversisporaceae.
AUGAGAAAUAAUUCUGCACCUACUGAUCAAGAGACUCUGCGAACACUUGAUGGUAAAAUGAAAAAACUUCAGAAUGAUGGAUUGGGUGAGACUGAACAAGCUUCUUCACUUAGUACUGAAGAAAUCAUCCAUAUACUUGACCAUAAAACAAUGCAACCUAAUACUAAUGAAGGUUUAACACGAAGAAAAUCCUGA